Messenger RNA from Cylicocyclus nassatus, 336 nucleotides. The record is from the annotation of a GenBank genome assembly. NCBI's taxonomy places the organism in Eukaryota, Metazoa, Nematoda, Chromadorea, Rhabditida, Strongylidae.
GCUGAAUGCGUUGCAGCCGCCCGUGUGCUUUUUGAGGCGGUGUCUCACUCCUCUGCUUCGCUUCCCCUUUUGAUGGAAGAAGCCCCGAUCUUGAAGCGGGGUUGGAAAAUGAACGCAGUCUGCUCCCACGUAAGAUGUGCCUUCGUGCGCUUUCCAUUCUCUCUUCGUUAUUUUUGUUCCGACCUACGUCAUUGGUUCUACAAAGCUGUCUUCAGUACAGAUGGGGAACUAUGUAGCAACCUCCUGCAACUCCGCUUGGUUCAUACCAAUCCGGGACUUCCAAAUCAGUACGAACUCAGCCUAAGUUAACCUUGAAUGGCUUUAUUUAAAGAUCAC